UGGGCACCGCCUGGCGGUCGGGCAUGCGCAGUGCGUCAGCGGGCAGGGGGCGGGCCGCCCGAACCCGGAAGCAGAGUAGCCCACGUGGGAGCCGGGGAGGGGCGGCCUUGGUUAGGCUACCUGGUUGUGGGUAGUCUAAGUCGAGAAUCCAGGCUAUUCGUACUCUGAGGGGGCGAGGUAGAGACGGCCAUCGGGUCUCCUUCGCCAAUGUUGGGGACCCGGAGCGGGCCGUGGCGGGAGUGACCAAUCCUGAUGACGUAGCAGGGGGCAUCGACCAUGGCACUGCUCUGGGCCGUCAGGGGCGCGACCUCGCGGUUUUCGGGUCGCCUGCUCGCGCGUCAUUCCUCUCAAGCGGCGAGGCGUGGGGAGCGGCCCGGCGGGGAGGAGCUGAGCCGCCUGCUACUGGAUGACCUGGCGCCGACCCCGCGAUCUGCGGAGGGACUGGAGCGUCUGUUUGGCCUGUCCCCUUGUCUCCUGGCUCUGCGAGCUGCUCGUCGCCGCGUGGCCAGGCUUCUGCUCCAGGCCGGCAGGUCAGGGUUGCAAGGGGAGCGGGCCGAGCUGCUCCGGGCGGCAGAGGCGCGUGACAUACCAGUUCUGCGGCCCAGACGGCAGAAGCUGGACGCCCUGUGCCGCUACCAGGUCCACCAGGGCGUCUGCAUGGAGGUGAGCCCGCUUCAGCCUCGGCCUUGGACUGAGGUCGGGGAGGCGAGGCCAGGCGACGACCCCCGGCAGCUGUGGCUUGUCCUCGAAGGGCUCCAGGAUCCCCGGAACCUUGGGGGCGUGCUGCGUUCUGCUCAUUUUCUCGGAGUGGAUAAAGUCAUCACCAGCGGGAGAAACAGCUGCCCACUCACUCCAGUAGUCAGCAAAGCCAGCGCGGGGGCUAUGGAGGUGAUGGACCUGUUCUCCACUGAUGACCUGGCCGGUUUUUUACAGGCCAGAGCCCGGGAGGGCUGGCUCGUAGCUGGCACAGUGGGCUGCCUGGGGCCUGAGAUUUCCUCGUUCGCUGAGAUCCCUGUCACUAGCUGCUUGGAGUUCCUCUGGGACCGGCCUACUGUCCUAGUGCUGGGUAAUGAGGGAUCUGGUCUGUCCAAGGAGGUACAGGCCUCCUGCCAGCUUCUCCUUACAAUCCUGCCUGGCCGGCAGCUGCCCUCUGGACUUGACUCCUUGAAUGUCUCCGUGGCUGCAGGAAUUCUUCUUCACUCCAUUUGCAGCCAGAGGAAGGGUUUCUCUGCAGAGAAGAGAGAGCAACUUCUCUAAGACCCGCAAGGAACCUCAGCCACAUCAGCAGGGCCCAGAGUGGCUCAGCACCCAGGACUGUCCUCAGAACCAGAACAAGAGAGGUGUAAUGGGGGCUGACUUGGACUGUCUGAGGUGUGUGUGCUAGAGGGCACACACAUCCACAUGAUCGAAUAUACUGGAGUCUCUUGCCUGAGAGUGCACCCAGGCCCCUGUUUACUAGGCACUAUCUUUUAGGGCAGGAAGCUCUGCGAUGGAGACCAAAGGGAAGUUCAGUUUCCUGUUUUGAUUUUGGACUUGCGGUUGGAAGUGGCAGCUUGUUAGUCUCCAAGAUUGUGCUGGGAUAGAGGGUCUCUUUCCUCCUGGGCCCUGCCUGGAAGUCAAGACAUACAAAGGGAAUUGGGCAGCCUAGUCCAGGUGUCCUAUUCCUCUUGAACCAGUGUGAGAAUGUAGAGGAAGGCCUCGUUCCUCUUGUGGACUAGACGGGUACAAAUCCAGGCUCCAACCCUGCCUGCCCCAGUGGUGGCCUUGAGCACGAGGCUUCAUCCUGCUGUCCCUCACAGGGCUCUUUGUGAGGAUCCAAUAAAAUGUCACCUGGGCCAUUCUGUCCCAUUCUUCCA
Messenger RNA from Prionailurus viverrinus (fishing cat), 1856 nucleotides. It is a transcript of the gene MRM1, whose product is annotated as mitochondrial rRNA methyltransferase 1. Gene Ontology annotation, cellular component: mitochondrion. Gene Ontology annotation, molecular function: RNA methyltransferase activity; RNA binding. The transcript is spliced from 5 exons. Lineage: Eukaryota; Metazoa; Chordata; Mammalia; Carnivora; Felidae. The record is from RefSeq and is a predicted model, not a curated record. Gene Ontology annotation, biological process: rRNA methylation. Bases 277 to 1257 code for a protein of 326 amino acids.